CUUUUACACCAUUUUUUUUGGCAAGCUGUGGAACUUUUCAUGCCUUAAUGUGUAUUUUUAGAACAUAACUUGAAAAGAUAAAACAGGUUAAGAAGUAAUUUCAAUGGUUGGAAGACAGUCGAUCCGUAUGGAUGGCACUGGAUCUGUGACAGUUAUGGAUGACAGUCCCGCGUCAAGCCCCAACUCGAGCCCUAGUCCUGACACGGACAGCCGGCGCGCAGAGGCCCUUUCCCGCUCCAGGGUGGUCCCGUCUAGUAGCCUCGGCGGCAGAGGAAGACCCGCGGCAGCCAAUGCGGCGCGGGAGAGGAGUCGCGUACAGACGCUCAGGCACGCGUUCCUCGAGCUACAGAGAACAUUGCCGUCGGUGCCACCGGACACCAAACUCUCCAAACUCGACGUCUUGAUAUUGGCGACCACAUACAUUGCUCAUUUAACCAGAACCUUGCAAGAAGAGGGGGUGGAAGAGGAUAACACAAAACAAGCUGAAGCUUUGAACUCACUCAAAGGCGAUGGCUACUUACAUCCUGUGAAAAAAUGGCCAAUGCGUUCAAGGUUAUAUAUCGGUGCCACUGGUCAGUUCCUGGGUAACUCAAAUGAAAACCAAGGGGCUUCUUCUUCAUCAUCAUCUCAAACAUAG
Molecule: messenger RNA, 637 nt
Organism: Danio aesculapii
Lineage: Eukaryota; Metazoa; Chordata; Actinopteri; Cypriniformes; Danionidae
Product: transcription factor 24-like
Exons: 3
Coding region: 104-637 (177 amino acids)
Biological process (GO): developmental process; regulation of transcription by RNA polymerase II
Molecular function (GO): DNA-binding transcription factor activity, RNA polymerase II-specific; RNA polymerase II transcription regulatory region sequence-specific DNA binding; protein dimerization activity
Source: RefSeq, a predicted model, not a curated record